Molecule: messenger RNA, 6450 nt
Organism: Haliotis rubra (blacklip abalone)
Lineage: Eukaryota; Metazoa; Mollusca; Gastropoda; Lepetellida; Haliotidae
Product: dual oxidase 2-like
Exons: 33
Coding region: 86-4756 (1556 amino acids)
Biological process (GO): response to oxidative stress; superoxide anion generation; defense response
Cellular component (GO): NADPH oxidase complex; plasma membrane
Molecular function (GO): calcium ion binding; heme binding; superoxide-generating NAD(P)H oxidase activity
Source: RefSeq, a predicted model, not a curated record
UAAUUUACUUCCUGCUUGCUACAAACUCCGUCAGAAGGACAUACCAGGGCUGUAUGUCAGCUCGCCACCCAUCUCCGGCUCCACCAUGUCAGGGAAGAUAAUGCUGCUCUGGGUGUAUGUGUUCCUUGGAAAAAGCGCUGGACAGAUGUACAUGGAGCGUCCGCAGUCUUGCAACCUGACAACUUCCGAAGAAGAGUUUGAGCUGACUCCCGCAGACGGAUGGUACAACAACCUUCUUCAUCCAAACUGGGGAGCUGUGGAUGGCCAGCUCCUUCGGCGCAGCCCCACAGAGUACAGUGACGGUGUGUACGAACCCUCGGGCACCACUCGACCAAACCCCUUCGACAUCAGCGACGCCGCACACAAUGGAACAAUUGGCUUGGGCUCGGAGAGAAGAAGGAAUGCUUUCAUGACAUUUUUUGGCCAACAAGUAGUAGAAGAAAUCAUGGAUUCCCAGAGACCAGGCUGCCCGAGAGAGUUCUUCAACAUCCCAAUUCCGAAAGACCACAAAUACGCAAAAGAACUCAAUGUUCCGGACCCUGAGAUGCCCUUCCUAAGAUCUCGAUACGACCAGAGCACCGGCUACUCGCCAAACAAUCCCCGACAACAGCUUAACGAAAUUACCCCCUUUCUUGACGGGAAUCUGAUGUACGGGUUCGCCAAGGCUUGGACGGACACGCUUCGAUCGUUUGAAGGUGGAGAGUUAAUAGCCAACGAUCCUGAUGCAAUCCUGACAGAAUCUAUACCGAAGAUAAACGACAUCCGACUUCCCAUGGCUAACCCCCCGGCCCCAGCACUCCACAUGCUGCGGCCUGUCAGCAGAUUCUACCGGCUUGGGAAUCCACGUGGAAAUGAGAAUCCUCUUCUUCUGUCAUUUGGGGUGAUGUGGUUCCGCUAUCACAAUUACGUCGCAAGAAAACUGGCUGAAGUCCAUACCACCUGGAAUGACGAGGAGUUGUUUAAUGCAGCCAGAAAGAGAGUAAUAGCCCAACACCAGAAAAUAGUCAUGUACGACUGGCUGCCAGUGUUUCUGGAAGUAAAGAAUAAUAACGGCUCUCUUCAGGCGAUGGAAAUCCCCAUGUACGAAGGCUACGAUCCACACGUCCACCCCGGGAUAUCCCAGGAGAUGCAGACAGCGGCCCUGCGGUACGGACACACCCAUGUGGUGGCGGGGGUUAAAACCAGGAACGUGCCGCAACAAGGUAGAUGUGAGGAGAGAAUGACGGCCGUGACCACUGCUGACGGACACAGGGCCAAAGGCAUCCGACUGUGUCAGGCGUACUGGAGGUCACAAGAAAUCUUAACAGAGGAGAAUAGUCUGAACAUGUCGGAGAUUAUGCGCGGUAUGGUGUACACUUUGGCCGAGCGGGAAGACCACAUCAUGGUGCCAGACCUCAGAGGUGAUCUGUUCGGCCCCCUCGACUUCUCCCGGCGAGACCUUGCUGCCCUCAACAUACAGCGGGGCCGAGAUCAUGGCCUCCCAGGCUACAACAAGAUCCGGGAAGCCUACAACCUGACAGCCCGCAACACGUGGGAAGAAAUAAACAAUUGCACCGAUUGCAACAUAGAUGAACUACGACCAAUAUUUCAAAAGUUGGCCACACUGUAUAAUUCCUCCCGACCGGACGAGCUGGACAUAUUUACUGGCGGCUUGCUGGAGACAACGUUUGAUGGUCCUGGACCCCUGUUUAAAGCCAUCAUGCUGGACCAGUUCCUGAGAAUCAGGACAGCGGACAGGUUUUGGUUCGAGAAUAAAAAGAACUGCUUAUUCACGGAUGAAGAAGUUACCGAUAUAAAUAAUACUACUAUGAGAGAUAUCAUAAGCUGGACAACGGGAAUACCGCUCAAUAACCUACCGGAAGACGUGUUUAUAUGUGAUGACAACGGUCCGAGUGGAUGCAAGGUGCCUAAAUCCGCCGAGUAUGAUGAGUGUUCCAACCUGCAGACAUUUGAUUAUUUCGAGAGCAGCCAAGUGUCCUUUGCUCUCACAUUUGUCGCUGUGGGACUGUUUAUUCCACUGACAAUCGGUGUCCUCGUCCUGAUGGCCAAGCAGAGGGAGAGGAGUAUUGCCGCCGCCAAGAGACGAACACCGGAAACAGGAGAAUCUGAUCCCAAUAAAUUUUCAGCCGUGGAGUGGGUCGGACCUAAGGCGGGAGAGAGGAACAUCAAGGUCUAUCUUAACCGGGAUCGGAAGAAGGUUGACGUAACAGACAAGACCGGGAAGACGCUUAGACUCAUAGACUUGCGCUACACUAAGAAGCCGGUCCACGUCCGGUUGUCCGAUGACAAAAACCUGGACGUCAUGUCCAUCAGGGUUCCUGGAGAAAUUGAUCUGGUGUUGAGAUUUACCAGCAUGGGAGAGAGACAGAAGGUGUUGGGCAACGUCGAAGCCUUCUUUCAAAGCAUCAGCAUCAACCGCGAGAAGCACGAGUUCAACGAGAUAACCAUCAAGAGGGAUGCAGAGACUUACGAAGACAGAAAAGUGAUGUUGGACAAGUUCUUCAGGGUGGUCUGUCUCCAGGCCUUCAGGAAGAAUGCUCGCGACAUGAACCUGGAGUCGCUUGACGCCAAGGACAUCAACGACAUCCGCAAUGUCAAGCUGACGAGGACUGAGUUUGCAGAAGCGCUGGGACUCCAACCCAACUCCAUGUUUGUGAGAAACAUGUUCCUCUUAGUGGACCGAUCCAGAGACGGCUUUGUAUCUUUCGAGGAAUUUAUGACAAUGUUUGUCACCCUCGCUUCAGGGAACGCUGAAGACAAAGCUCAGAUGUUGUUCAAUAUGUAUGAUCUCAAGAAAACCGGAAAGCUCUCCAGAAACCAGUUCGCAAAAAUGUUGAAGUCUAUGAUGGAUCUUGCGGACGCCAGUGUGGAGGACAUGAAGGUGAACCAGCUGCUGGAGACCAUGUUUGAACAGGCGGGCAUCAAGGGGAAGGAGAACAUGACGUUUGAGGAUUUCAAAAAGAUUUUUGCUUCCGAAGAACAUGGUGAUAUCCUCAAGAAAGCAACACUGGGGCUUGACGUGGACGGAGGGCAGAUUGACGAGCAGGUGGCCAAGGUACAUGGAAGCAGCAUUGCAGACAGAAGGAAGACUGUCGUAGGAAACUUCAGAUCUCAUUCCAUAAACCGCAAAGCCAAGAACCGCCAGACUAACAUCCGGGUGGGCACCCUGAAGACGCAGCCCCCGAUGACGCCCUUCGCCCAGAAGAUGUAUGAGUUCACACGUUACGUUGAAAACUACAGACUGCAAAUAUUCUGGGGGUCGCUGUUCACACUCGUCAAUAUUGGAAUCUUCGUAGAGCGUGCCUACUUUUACUCUGUGAACCGAGAACAUGCAGGCCUCCGCCGACUGGCUGGGUACGGGGUGUCCGUGACUCGGGGAGCCGCCUCCACCCAGAUGUUCACCUACGCCUUUCUGCUGGUCACCAUGAGUCGCAACACUCUCACCUUCUUCAGGGAGACGUUCCUCCAUCGGUUCAUUCCUUUCGAUUCAUUCCAUGCCUUCCACAAAUACGUCGCCGGCAUCGCCCUCGUGUCCACAGUCAUGCACGUGGUGGGCCACGCCAUCAACCUCUACCACAUCUCCACGCAAGCUUCCUCUGACUUGAACUGUUACUUCCGGGAAUACUUCAGAGCAACCCAUGUACUGGCAUCCUUCCAUUACUGGGCCUUUACAACGAUUACGGGUUUGACUGGAGUCAUUCUCACUUUAAUCGUCAUCAUCAUGUUCGUGUUCGCCACCGAGUACGCCCGACGCCAUCUUUUCAACGCCUUCUGGUUCACGCACAGCUUCUACAUCUUACUGUACAUCUUCCUCACCAUGCACGGAGCGGGGCGACUGGUACAGGACCCAAUCUGGGGCUGGUUCUUCAUCGGGCCGGUCGUCAUUUUCAUCAUUGACAAGCUAGUCAGUCUCAGUAGAAACCGAGUGGAGAUACCCGUCACCAAGGCGGAGAUACUUCCAUCAGGUGUGACUAAUCUUGUUUUUAAACGUCCCCUGAACUUUGACUACAAAUCUGGGCAGUGGGUCCGUAUCGCCUGUCUGGACCUCGGGAAGAGUGAGUAUCACCCCUUCACUCUCACAUCAGCUCCUCACGAGGAGACGCUGUCACUGCACAUCCGGGCAGUUGGACCCUGGACAAACAACAUCAGGAGGGUAUACGACCCCAACAACUCUUCCACCUUGCCAAAGUUAUUGGUGGACGGUCCGUUUGGCGAGGGCCACCAGGACUGGUACCGUUUCCGUGUUGCUGUGUUAGUAGGGGGUGGUAUUGGGGUCACGCCGUUUGCUUCCAUCCUAAAGGACAUUGUCAGCAAGAGCAGGAUGAAGGUCAAAUUCCCUUGCCAGAAGGUGUACUUCCUGUGGGUGACGAGAACACAGAAGGGUUUUGAGUGGAUGACAGACAUCAUUCGGCAGGUAGAAGGCGCUGACACGAACGAUCUGGUAGCAGUACAUAUCUUCAUCACACAGUUCCAGCAGAAGUUCGACCUCAGGACCACUAUGUUGUACAUCUGUGAGCGUCACUUCCAGAGGAUCGCUGGUCAGAGUCUGUUCACGGGGCUGAGAGCCACCACUCACUUCGGCAGACCCAAGUUUCAGGACUUCCUCGCGUCUCUGGCCCAUGAACAUGAAACGGCUCAGAGCAUCGGAGUGUUCAGCUGUGGAUCCCCGCCAAUGACGCUGAGCGUUGAAUCCGCGUGCAGCAGCCUCAACAAGCUUGAAGGACCAACUUACGUUCACCAUUAUGAAAACUUCUAAACAACGCCAUGACAAUGCUUCUUUUGUGUACAGUAUAUAUUACACAGGAUGUGUAAUACUAUAAUACUUCAAUGAACUAUUUGUGUAUUGAUAGCACAAAUCACACACACACACACACACACACACACACACACACACACACACACCUGUAUAUGAUUUUCUUUCAUCAGAUUUUAACCAUGCGUGUUAAUGUUUGCAUGUUUGUUUUCAGUACUAUUUUUACUCCCUGUUUUCGUCUUGAUUAAAUCACAAGAAGCGUGUCUGUAUGUUUGACGAGAAAGUAGAAGAUGUUUAGGUUGGUUGGUUUAGCAAAUAGUGCUGCUGAUUUAACCGUAGUCCCGCCCAGUGCAUGGGAUAACUAGAGUGACACAAUACAUCAACACCCAUGUGCCUAGUCAUGGCUUGAACUCGGAAUACCUCACUCACUCCGUCUGAGUAUGUAACCGCUUGUCACACACAGCAGGACACAUGCGUAUGUUGAUCUUUCCGAUUCAGAAAUAUAACUGCGGUACUCAUUCUGUUCUUCUCACUCACUAACUAGAUAAGUAAGAUAAAAAUUUCCAAAAUUGUGAAAUGUCAAUGCUUCAAUUGUUGUAGGAAACUAGAAUAGAUGAUUUUUGUGUACUGUGAUAUACUCGAUCACAUUUAUAACUUUCCAUCAACCGAAGUGUAACAUUUGUGUUGACAGACACGGACUAACAUUUAAUGUUUCCAAACAUGUGAACAAGUCUACCAGCUUUCCAUCCAAACUCGACACGGAGCAAAUUGUUUCACUACAUUUGUACCUGCUAACUCAGUUGAGGAUCAGUUGAGGGUUGGAAAAAGUCUUUCAAUUUUUAAAAUCACUGUGAAAAAAAGUCAAGACUUGACAAUGGUAACAUACCGGUCAUUCACGAGAAUCCACAACUGGCCGAUUCUCGCGCACCAAGUUGAUAGAGGUCCGUGUGUCCGAACAACUGUCUGUUCGGCUUGUCUGUUCGGCCAGCUGACCGAGGAGCCAUGACGAAGGGGCUUACCAGCAGCUAAAUGUGUUGAUAUCAAGUGUUCACAUCACAUGUAUAUAUAUUCCGUUUCAUAGAUUGUUCUAUACACGCUUGUAUUAAUGUUGUUGACGUGAAGUCGUGGCCCGACCGUCUGGUGUUUGGGUUGGAUGGUGUACACAGAGUAGUCGACGUGUAGCUGUGGUUAAAGCCAAGGCGUCAAGCGUGUAGCAUCAGCGAGUACAGGAGGAGGCAGAUGCAUUAUGUUUUCACUGAAAUAUCACUGUACACCAAAACAAAGUGAGGUUCACGUUUUUUGGGGGAAAUAUUCAUAAUCCCUUGCCUUUCCUUCAGAUUAGCCCUUGUUAUCUGACAAUGUAAAGUCUCGAUAAGAAAACCCUUUUGAAUAUGUAUUGAUAUCUCGAGACGGCGUUACAUAUCUUCACAGUGACUGGAAAACACUUCAUAUGAAGGAAAUACAUACAUGGUAUUAAAGCUGCUUGCUGACAAACACAUAUUACUUAAUUCUAUUAUCGCAUGCAGCCACUGUAGACAUAUAUGAUCUACUUCUCAGUGUUCUGAUAGCUCGGUAUUUCUUGCUUUGCUUCUUUGUGCCAGCUGUUAGUUUAAGACUAUGAAUACAACGAGACAGAAAGAUUGUUUUUUUCUUUCCAAUGCUUUAUGUUUUUUGAAAUAAAUGUUAUUAGAGUUUCA